AUGGCCUCCUGGACUCUGCCCUAUCGGGUCGAGGCUGUCGACCGCGACCCGGGCUUCUACUGGCAGGAAAUCGAAGACGGACACAACAAUGAUGGAUCAGCCGACUUCUUUGGCCAGUUUAUCAACUUUGACAGCGAAAUCCCUUCCUCCAUGGCCGACCAUCACGGCCACAAUCCGGGCAUGCCCACCUUGGCCGAUGGACUCAUGCUUGACCACCCUUCCGAGUCUACCGCGUCUGCCUCAUCGGGUGUCUCGACAACUGAAGAUGAGUUUGACUUGUUUUCUUGUAGCUCUCAAGUCGACGCGAUAGUCCCCUCUCAGCCUGGAUCAUCAGCCGCACCUGGCGCAUCGCAUGAUGUUGAUCCUCGUAGUCUCGCACUCGCGGACAGCAGUGGACUGAUGGUGGAGAAACACUCCAUGGUACCUCGAGUCUCCAUGUCGGAUCCAGAACUGCCUCGAGUUGAUGGCAUCUCACUUCAGUCUUCUCCUGGUAGACGGGUACCUGUUUCGCAACCGUCAUCGCCGACACCUCCCAACACCAUGACUAGGAAACCCAACAAAUUCGUCGAAGCACUCUCAUCAACGAUCCGAAAAGCCAGUAAACUCCGAAAGCCCAGAAAGCCCAUCGCCAUGGACCGUCCGGGAUCUCCAACCAUGGAUAACCCUCCUCGUGCGCUGAGACUUCAGCAUCACGAGUACAAUGGGAAUGAUGUGUUUCCCCCGUCGCCAACAACAUGCGGGCCGGAUAGCACCAACUUUGUCCACGGGUUUUGUGACGACCCCUUUGAUGAAAUCCCUCAGCAGCAUCCAAACAACAACAUGCGUUUCUUCAAAACCAAUGGUAUCCACACACCAGCUGAGUCUCCAGGAAUCAAGACUGAGCCUGGCAUGUACCAGCCUGAGAUGGCAGGACAGGCAGUCUGGCCGCAUCAACAACACCCACACCCCCAUCCUCAUCCUCAUCACCCACAGGCACAUGCCCACCCCCAUCCUCACCCUCAUCCCCAUCAACAAGCAGUUGCUGGUCAUCCUCAACAUGCCGUCCCGGUUGUGGGCCCGGCACCCGAAACAUGGCCGGGACAUGAGUAUAUGGCUCAGAACGCUCAUCAAAGUGGAUGGUGGGAUCUGAAUCUCCUCAAUCAGAAUGGCGAGUAUGUCGUCGUUGAUCCCCAACAACAGAAAAACGCCAACCUCAACCUUGCCAUGCAUGCCCAGCACGCCGAGUUGCCUUACGAAUAUCAAGUUCACGAUCCCAACUCGGCAGGUCUGAUGAUUCACAUGCCACAACCACGCAACGAUUCCACGCCUGCUCAUGAACUUGCACUCAACGCUCAAACUUACCUUCCUCCACCUCCGCCCAUCCCGCCAACCACAGAGCGGCACCGCCCGCCACGAGCGCCGUCUUCUGGAGCUCGACACUUGUCGUGCUCUCCAAUCCGCAAGACACGUCAACCGUCGAUUCCGCCAACGCCUACCACGGCGCACUCUCGCCACAGUUCCAACGGGUCCGUUGCAUCGGCCCGCAGCGCCUCAGGUCGAGGCAUGGUUCCUGGCACUCCCACUGCCAUGCGCAAACAACGCCGAUCACGGGAUUCUAGCGGCGGUAGCAUGGGAGAUAUCGGGUUCGUCAACUUCACUCCCAGUGACGGAGGUCUCCUCAUGACAGGUGUUGCGCCAAGCGGCAGUUCCAAGACCAAAGCGCGACGAGAACGUGAGGCGAUGGACCGAAGACGACGAUUGAGCGAAGCAGCCAUGAAAGCAGUGCAAGAAGCAGGAGGCGACGUCGACAAGUUGAUGGAACAGGGUUUCGCCUUUUAA
Molecule: messenger RNA, 1818 nt
Organism: Fusarium pseudograminearum CS3096
Lineage: Eukaryota; Fungi; Ascomycota; Sordariomycetes; Hypocreales; Nectriaceae
Exons: 1
Coding region: 1-1818 (605 amino acids)
Source: RefSeq, a predicted model, not a curated record